AUAUGUUGUUUGAAUUAUCUGCCCUUGCCGGAAGCCUGUUAAUUUAAUUGGUUUCGGUGUAAUGUCGGGCAACAGAGCUGUCCUAGAACCGACAUCGUCCUCUGUUGGAGGUACUGAUGCCAGUUCAGAUGAUUGGUUGACUCGAAGAGGACUGAAUUUACAGACCCCUGAACAUUACCUGAGACGAUCAGCUUUUCCCUCGGGGAUUGUAGAUCAUGUUAACUCACUGUCGGAGAAUCUUGCUGAUUUGAUUGAAAAGUCGGAGUUCAGUGACAUAGUGUUGUGUGUAGAAGGCAUUAACUUUAAAUGUCAUAAAGUCAUUUUGGCUGCAAGAUCGGAAUAUUUCAGAGCAUUGUUAUACGGCGGAAUGCUGGAAUCUCAGCCAGGAACCAAGAAAAUAGAAUUGCAGAAUACUUCUGCUAAAGCAUUUGAUGCCUUAAGGAAAUACAUGUACAGUGGACGCAUCAAUCUGGUGGAAGCCAAAGAAGAGAAUCUAUUGGACAUUUUAGGCUUAGCUCAUCAAUAUGGUUUUGUGGAACUGGAAUCUUCCAUCUCUGACUACCUCAAAGCCACACUUAACAUUCAAAAUGUCUGUCUAAUAUAUGACCUGGCUAAUAUGUACAGUUUGAUCUCACUCAGUCAGGUGUGUAAAGAAUUCAUAGACCGUAACGCUCUGGAAAUACUUUGCAGCACUUCUUUCUGUAGUUUAUCAGAGUCAUCUGUCAAAGAACUAUUGUCUCGUGAUUCAUUUUGUGCCCAAGAAAUCAAGAUCUUUCAUGCCAUCUGUAAGUGGUGUGAAUGCAACCCUAGUGUAGACCGUGCUUCUGUGUUGGAAGCUGUACGAUUGCCACUAAUCUCAAUAAAAGACCUUUUUGAAGUUGUACGGCCCACAAAUCUUGUGUCACCAAAUGCCAUAUUGGAUGCCAUCCAAGUUAUCUGGGAGUGUCGUGGAAUGGAUCUCAAGUACCGGGGCUUUCUUGUACCGGAGGAAAAUAUUGCCACAAUUAGCCAUGGUGCCCAGGUUAUUAAGGGUGAGAUGAGAACAGCUCUGCUGGACGGGGAUACUCAGAUGUAUGACUUUGACCGAGGCUUCACCCGGCAUCCAAUUGAUGACAACAAUGGUCAAGGUAUCGUCAUUGAACUGGGCCAGCCAUACAUAAUCAACACCAUCAAGAUGCUGCUUUGGGACAGGGACAUGAGGUCGUAUUCCUACUACAUUGAGGUAUCGAUGGAUGACAAAGAUUAUCAGCGAAUCAUUGAUCACACCAAAUAUUUGUGUCGGUCUUGGCAGACGCUACACUUCCCAGCAAAGGUUGUCAGAUACAUCAAAAUAGUCGGCACCCACAACACAGUCAACCGAGUGUUUCAUGUGGUGUCUAUGGAGUGUUUCUUCACAAAUCAACAGUUUCAUUUAGAGGAAGGCCUUAUAGUGCCUCAGGAGAAUGUUUCCACAAUCAAGGCCAGCGCAUGUGUCAUUGAAGGAGUGAGCCGCAGUAGGAAUGCCCUGAUCAAUGGUGAUGUCAACCAGUAUGACUGGGACUCUGGUUAUACGUGUCACCAGCUUGGUAGUGGUGCCAUUGUGGUACAGUUGGCACAGCCAUACAUGUGCAGUUCAAUGAGGUUAUUAUUGUGGGACUGUGAUGACAGAAGUUACAGCUAUUAUAUAGAAGUGUCAAUAGAUCAACAACAUUGGGUGAAAGUAGCUGACAAUCAACAGAAACCUUGCAAAUCCUGGCAGACAAUUGUUUUUGAGAGAAGACCUGUCGCUUUUGUGAAGAUAGUCGGUACUCGUAAUACAGCAAAUGAAGUAAGUGCAGACUUCCUCUGUCUCUGUGUUAGUAACACACUCAAGACUUCACAACCCCAGUGUUAUCAACUCACCUUAACCAUUGCAAACCACCCUAUUUCAAAACUCCAGGCCCAUUUUUGGUCUGAUAUUUCAAACCUAACUAGGACGGUCUCUGGUCUGAUGUUAACAAUUCACUAACACAACCCCUUUGAG
Molecule: messenger RNA, 2002 nt
Organism: Octopus bimaculoides (California two-spot octopus)
Lineage: Eukaryota; Metazoa; Mollusca; Cephalopoda; Octopoda; Octopodidae
Product: BTB/POZ domain-containing protein 9
Biological process (GO): modulation of chemical synaptic transmission; circadian behavior; adult locomotory behavior
Cellular component (GO): cytoplasm
Molecular function (GO): protein binding
Source: RefSeq, a predicted model, not a curated record